ACGCCCCUUUUAUACGCUGAUACUUUUUUAGCUCCAUAAUUUACAUUUUCCACUCUCCAUUCUCUCUUCUUCGCGCUGGGAUUGAUGUUUCUUCAUCAGGGGGAACAAAGUGAAGGGCUGCCACCAUAUAAACAUAUCGUGAGAAAUGAGUUUUCCUAUAGAAAGCAUACAAAGCAGAAAGACGAAGAUAUAGCUGUUUGUGUGUGCCGUUUUGAUCCUAAUGAUCCAGAUAGUGCAUGUGGAGAACGGUGUUUAAAUGUCCUAACAAGUACAGAGUGCACACCUGGGUAUUGUCCCUGUGGCGAUUAUUGUAGGAAUCAGAGAUUUCAGAAAUGUGAAUAUGCCAGGUCACGGUUAUUUAAAACUGAAGGCAGAGGAUGGGGUCUUCUUGCUGAUGAGAAUAUUAAGGCUGGGCACUUUGUUAUUGAAUAUUGUGGAGAAGUAAUAUCAUCAAAGGAAGCAAGGCGUAGGUCACAAGCUUACGAAGCUGAAGGUCUGAAAGAUGCAUUUAUCAUUUCCCUUAACGGGCAAGAAUCAAUAGAUGCUACUAGAAAAGGAAGUUUGGCAAGGUUCAUUAACCAUUCAUGUCAACCAAACUGCGAGACAAGAAAGUGGAAUGUGCUUGGCGAAGUAAGAGUGGGAAUAUUUGCAAAGCAAGACAUUCCUUCUGGAACGGAACUAGCCUAUGAUUACAAUUUUGAAUGGUAUGGUGGUGCUAAAGUUCGUUGCCUUUGUGGUGCAGGCUGUUGUUCCGGGUUUCUUGGGGCUAAAUCCCGAGGUUUUCAGCUGAUUAUCAUAGAGUUCAAUGAGGUCAUAGUGGACAACUGUUGCAUGCAGCUUGUAUCAAAGCCAGAGCGGUGUGAUGUGAUGGAAGCAACAUAUGUUUGGGAAGAUGAUGAUGACAGAUACUCCAUUGAGAACAUUCCACUUUAUGAUUCUGAGGAUGAUGAACCAAGUUCACAAUUUCUCCAGGCUAUUGUUCCCUCAAGAGACGACACAACCAUUGAGAACAGUGAAGGUUUCAUGAGAAGCACUAGUGGUCAUGGGACAUUGGUACUUUCUGAAUCCGAUCCAAUUAUUGUAGAACCAUUGAAUUCUGUCCCAAUGGAAAUGGAUAUAAGGAAAACUGAAGCAAGAGAUGGCAGUGGUUUUUAUCCGCAUGCUGGAAAAAAAGUUGAGCAGAAAAGUUCACUGGGACCUCGUAUACGCAGUAAUAGUGCAUGUCGGAACUACCAGGAACAAUCAAAUUCCUUGCCAAAAAGCUCGACACAGUUCCCUGGUGGAAAGUCAAAAAAUCAAGCAAGAACACCAGUCGAUGUGAAGCUUAUUGGUGAGCGCUUGUCAAAGGAAGCUUGCGACGAACUUCUUGCUUAUGAGGAAACCAAGAACCAGGCGACCUUGCAUCUUGAUUCUCUAUACAACGAGAUAAGGCCAGCCAUUGAAGAGCAUGAGCGGGACAACCAAGAUAGCGUUCCAACCAGUGUUGCUGAGAGAUGGAUUGAAGCCAGCUGCAGCAAAUUGAAAGCAGAGUUCGAUCUUUAUGCUUCAAUUAUCAAAAACAUUUCCUGCACUCCUCGAAGGCCCAGAGAUGAUGUGAUGUUCAAUGGAGAUCGCACGGGAGAUGGCAUGAAGUACUUGGAAAAUGGUGGCUGAUAUUAAAUCGUAAUUGUUCUUAGGCAGCAGCAAUAUGAGGGAUGGGGGAUUUGCCAUGAGCACUAUUUUCAUUUAUGUAUUCUGUUUUCUUGAAGUUUAAAGAGUGCGGCUUUUGGCUAAUGAACGAAGUGAAGAAUAAUGGUGGGGAGAAAAAAAAAAAAAUCAUAGAACGAUCUUUAUAUCAUUUCAACUUCAUAUC
Molecule: messenger RNA, 1852 nt
Organism: Asparagus officinalis (garden asparagus)
Lineage: Eukaryota; Viridiplantae; Streptophyta; Magnoliopsida; Asparagales; Asparagaceae
Product: histone-lysine N-methyltransferase ASHH1
Exons: 11
Coding region: 85-1653 (522 amino acids)
Biological process (GO): regulation of DNA-templated transcription
Cellular component (GO): chromatin; nucleus
Molecular function (GO): histone H3K36 methyltransferase activity; protein binding
Source: RefSeq, a predicted model, not a curated record